Molecule: messenger RNA, 792 nt
Organism: Suillus fuscotomentosus
Lineage: Eukaryota; Fungi; Basidiomycota; Agaricomycetes; Boletales; Suillaceae
Product: ribonuclease H-like domain-containing protein
Exons: 2
Source: RefSeq, a predicted model, not a curated record
UCUGAUGAGUCGCACACAGGCGAGUUCAUUGCUCAGAUAGUACUGAAAGCAAUCAAUCUCAUUGGAUGGAGUCAUUUUGCAGGUGUCACAUCUGACAAUACAGGAAAUACUCGGAUUGCCUGCCAGAUUUUAUGUGCGGAAAUCAAGACUCUUAUCCAAGUUCCCGAUAUCUGCCACCAUCUUAAUCUUUUGUGUAAGGACAUCACACAAUUGAGCAUGUUUUCAAUGAUGAUCAAACAUCUUCGAUCAAUAAUCACCUACUUUCGAAAAUCACAUGCAGCUACUGAUGCUCUUAACAAAGCUCGCAAGUCAAUGAAUAUCAACCGUGGUCUCGAAGGCAUAGGGAAGACUCGCUUUGCAACUGUCUGCAUUUUGGCACUGUCACUCAAGCGUUGUUUCCCCACACUCCGCCAGAUCGUCGACACUCAUCAAGUGAAGUUCCCAUCCCACAAGUCAGGGCUCACUGGCCUUCUCAUGAGCAGCUCCUCUCAUUCCUUGGAUUUUGAGUCUCAAAUCACUCGCUUCACACUCAUCCUUGCACCAAUUGCAAAAUCAAUUGCUUGUCUUGAGUCAUCGCGGACUGAUUUGUCAGACAUCAGCUUGUUUUAUUUUGCAAUUGGUGCUACGCUAAAACAAAUCUUCGACAACAACAACAACCCAUUCUCACCAGAAGAAGCUGGCCAGAUUCGUGCAAUCUUCAACUCUCAAUUCCGCAAAGCCUUGUCUGAGGGUCCAACUGAUGCACCCAUCUGUCACAACCCCUUAAACGAAUUAAUGCAGGGCAGAGACUAG